This is a messenger RNA of Musca domestica (house fly), 1565 nucleotides long. RefSeq names its product UDP-glucuronosyltransferase 2A1-like. The record is from RefSeq and is a predicted model, not a curated record. Gene Ontology annotation, molecular function: UDP-glycosyltransferase activity. The transcript is spliced from 4 exons. The coding region runs from base 1 to 1536 and encodes 511 amino acids. Lineage: Eukaryota; Metazoa; Arthropoda; Insecta; Diptera; Muscidae.
AUGUUCUGUCCUUUUUUGUUCUGGGAAAACAAAAGGGGACACCAUGUUACUUUCCUCAGUGGAUUCAAAGCUGAUUUUCACAUUGAUGGCCUCAAGGAAAUCACACCAUUGCAUUUGGUCCAUUACAUCCAGAACUACACAGAUUGGGAUUUGGUGGGAGCACGUUAUGCCCACAAAACUCCAGUGCCGCUUUGGCAGGCACUACGGUAUCCAGCCGAGGCAUGCAACAGUUUGUUGGAACCUGAUGACCACACUGGAGUUACCGUUACUGAUGAAUUAUUGACACAAAGAUUCCAUUUAGCCAUUGUUGAUGGUGCAUUUCCGGAGUGUGCUUUGGGCAUCGUACAUCGUUUGGGUCUGCCGUUCAUGUUUAUCAAUACCGUCGGCUUCUAUACAGGAAGUCUGGCAAUGGCAGGAAAUCCAAUUGCGUAUGCUGUAACGCCUCAUGUCUUUACAGCACUAACGGAGACAAUGAAUCUAUGGCAGCGUAUAGAAAAUUAUGUGACACAUCUAUUAGCCGAUUUAUUGCACAAGUAUUAUACCAAUCAAGUGCAUGGAGUUCUAAUUCAACACUUUGGCGCCAGUAUACCGCAUCCUUAUGCAUUGAUGCGCAACGUUUCCAUCAUACUGCAGAAUGGCCAUGCCAGCAUCACCUAUGCCCGGCCUUUCUAUCCGAACGUUAUCGAAAUUGCUUGUCUACACUGCAGACCCGCUGGCAAAUUACCGCAAGACCUGGAGCAGUUCAUGGAAUCAGCUCCGGCGGGUGUGAUAUUUUUCUCAAUGGGCUCGUCGGUGAAGGCAGCAAACAUGCCCGAAGAGUUCCGUCGCAUGCUCGUCGAGGUAUUUUCGCGUUUACCACAAUACCAUGUUCUUUGGAAGUGGGAUGGCAAUGCCACCGCGACCGGUAUCCAUGCGAGAGAGGCCAUAUUGCCCAAUGGGCCACAUCAACAUAUGAGAGGCAUCAGCAGGAAUGUUCGUUUGAGUGGUUGGUUGCCGCAACAGGACAUAUUAGGCCACCGGAAGUUGAUGGCUUUCGUCACACAUGGCGGUCUGCUUAGCAUGUAUGAAGCCAUUUAUCAUGCGGUGCCCAUGGUUAUGCUGCCCGUUUUCUGUGACCACGACGUAAAUGCAGUCAAAGCCGAAUCGGAUGGCUAUGCCGUACGUUUACCGCUUGAAACGAUAACGGCAGAUAAACUCUACCACACCAUAAUGGCCAUUAUAAACAAUGGCAAAUACAAAAGAAAAAUCCAUGAGAAAAGUCAAUUGUUAUUGGAUCAAAUGUCAAAGCCGAUUGACACGGCAAUUUAUUGGACAGAAUAUGUGAUGAAGCACAAGGAUGUGUCACACUUACAGUCACCAGUGCGGAAUAUGAGUUUUUUCAUAUACCAUUCACUGGAUGUUAUUUGUGUUUUUAUGCUAAUCGUUGGCGGUAUGCUCAUAAUUUGGCAACAAAUAUUGAAAUAUGCCCUGAGAAAUAGAACGCAGCAGAGAGUGGAAGAAAGAACGCAGCGAUUCAAGAUUUUGAAGCAGUGCUAAAUAUUAAAACAAAUGUGUUCACAAUAAGA